AGGUGACUGGAGUUGACGCCUCUCUCUCCACCACUCCGGCUUCUCUAAAGUCAUAACGUCAUCACGUCGCGUGUGUGUUUGACGGUCACAGUUUGGCAACAUGGCGGCGCACAGACUUUCUCCAUCACUGAACAGGCUGCUGUUCACUGCAAAGUAUGGUGCAUUUCAAACCAGAUGCUGUACAGUGCACAGCAGUGUUCAGUAUUCCACCACCUACAAUCCCAAUGAGAAGACCUUUGAUAAGAUCCUCAUUGCCAACAGAGGAGAGAUUGCUUGCAGAGUGAUCAAGACUUGUCGGAAAAUGGGGAUCAAGUCUGUAGCUGUUCACAGUGAUGUAGACUCCAGUGCUGUUCACGUCAAGAUGGCUGACGAAGCAGUAUGUGUUGGCCCUGCCCCCACUAGCAAGAGCUACCUGAACAUGGACGCCAUCAUGGAUGCCAUCAGAGCCACUGGAGCACAAGCUGUUCAUCCUGGUUACGGGUUUCUCAGUGAAAAUAAAGAGUUUGCGAAGCGACUGGCAGCAGAGGGCGUGUCAUUCAUUGGCCCAGACACCCAUGCUAUCCAGGCAAUGGGGGAUAAAAUUGAGAGCAAACUGAUCGCUAAGGCCGCUAAGGUCAACACUAUCCCAGGAUUUGAUGGAGUUGUCAAGACUGCUGAGGAAGCUGUGAAGAUUGCACAAGAAAUUGGCUACCCAGUGAUGAUCAAAGCAUCUGCAGGAGGAGGAGGGAAAGGGAUGAGGAUUGCUUGGAAUGAUGAGGAGACAAGGGAAGGUUUCCGGUUCUCGUCCCAGGAGGCAGCGUCCAGCUUUGGAGACGACAGGCUGCUCAUUGAAAAGUACAUAGACAACCCCAGACACAUAGAGAUACAGGUGCUGGCUGAUAAACAUGGCAAUGCUCUGUGGCUGAAUGAGAGGGAGUGCUCCAUCCAGAGGAGGAACCAGAAGGUUGUGGAAGAGGCACCUAGUACUUUCCUUGAUCCAGAGACACGACGGGCAAUGGGUGAGCAGGCAGUGCAGCUGGCCAAGGCCGUGCAGUACUCCUCUGCUGGCACGGUGGAGUUUCUGGUGGAUUCUAAGAAGAGCUUCUACUUCCUGGAGAUGAACACACGACUACAGGUGGAGCAUCCUAUUACUGAAUGUAUUACUGGCCUGGACCUGGUGGAGCAGAUGAUCAGGGUUGCCAAAGGUUACCAACUGCAGCACAAACAAGAGGAUAUCCCAAUAAAUGGCUGGGCCAUUGAGAGUCGCGUCUAUGCUGAGGAUCCAUACAAGUCUUUUGGUCUUCCAUCCAUUGGACGGUUGUCUCAAUAUCAAGAGCCACUCAAUGUCAGCAAUGUCCGUGUAGACAGCGGCAUCCAGGAGGGAAGUGACAUCAGCAUCUACUAUGACCCCAUGAUCUCUAAGUUGGUAACCUAUGGAGCUACACGCGCUGAAGCCCUUGCCAGGAUGGAGGACGCUCUGGAUAACUACGUUAUCAGAGGUGUGACCCACAACAUUCCCCUCCUACGGGAAAUCAUCACCCACCCUCGCUUUAUUUCCGGAGACAUCAGCACCAACUUCCUGCCAGAGGUUUACCCUGAUGGCUUCAAAGGCCACCAGCUGGAUGUGGACAAACGCAGGGAGCUGUUGGCCUCGGCAGCAGCGCUCUACAUCACUGCUCAGCUCCGUUCACAGAAUGUCCUUGGCAACCUGAGGGUGUCCUCCACCCCUGUGGAGUGUAGCCACUGGGAGCUGUGUGCGCAGCUGGGGGAGGGAUGGCAUUCUAUGAAGGUUACCAAAUCAGGAAAUGUUUAUGCUGUGGAGGUGGAUGGAGGAAAGGUGGAAGUCAGUGCACAGUGGAAUUUGGCCUCCCCACUGCUGCCACUCGCCAUUAACGGCACAAACAGGACGUUACAGUGUCUUUCCAGAGAUGCUUCAGGAAAGAUUGUCCUGCAGUACCUGGGCACUUCGUUUGAGGUUCGCAUUCUGUCCAAGUUGGCUGCAGAGCUGAACGCCUUCAUGCCAGAGAAAGUUGCAGAAGACACUAGCAGCAUCUUACGUUCACCAAUGCCGGGCACAGUGGUGGCUGUGUCAGUCAAGCCUGGAGAUACGGUUGCAGAGGGUCAAGAGAUCUGCGUGAUUGAAGCCAUGAAGAUGCAGAACAGUUUGACUGCUUCCAAACAAGCAAAGGUUAAGAAUGUCCACUGUAAGCCAGGGGAGACUGUAGGAGAGGGAGACCUGCUGGUAGAGCUGGAAUAAGACACACCUUUCACCUUCGAUGUGGGACAUCAGCACCGGGAUGAGCCUUACUCCUCUCUGCGUCCACAGAGGAAGACCCACACUGGCAAACAGACUGGACAAUACCAGAUGCUCCAUUUAUCUUUCCAGUGGUGUGUCUCCACAGUGGCCUCCAUCAGAGUUUAGUUUCCCUCGUGGUCACUCAGAGCUGAGUUGUAUCAGCUGUGUUAGUGUCUUCUCCACAUGUCAGCCUCCUUCGUGUUGUUUGGUUGGAUUCAAUUGUCUUGAGCAAAAUCUCUUUUCAUACUGUUUCUGUUUUGUGUGUUUUCUAGACCUGAUUUGUUCACCCACAAAAAAAAACAGUCUUCAUUUUGCCCCUGUGCUGUCUGCCCCUGCAGAUAGUUUUGAGAUAUCUACAUAGGAAAGAUCUGUUACCACUUCAGUACAAUGGAAGGAUAUGGACUUUAGUUUAUAAUUUACUGUUGUUUUUCCAGUUUGACUUUUCUGUGAUUUGAGCACUACAAAGAAAAGUCCCUUUACCUCUGUUGUACUGGAGUGGAGGAAGAAAUCUCAGAGGCAGAUGUCACAAAACCUCAUCUGAUGCUUGAAUAACACUCAAGAUGGGCAGGAAAAAUGUCUGACACCUCUAUACACAACCAAUAAAGUGCUCAUUCUUUUCUA
Messenger RNA from Scatophagus argus, 2896 nucleotides. RefSeq names its product propionyl-CoA carboxylase subunit alpha (gene pcca). The record is from RefSeq and is a predicted model, not a curated record. The transcript is spliced from 23 exons. Bases 101 to 2236 code for a protein of 711 amino acids. NCBI's taxonomy places the organism in Eukaryota, Metazoa, Chordata, Actinopteri, Scatophagidae. Gene Ontology annotation, cellular component: mitochondrion. Gene Ontology annotation, molecular function: ATP binding; metal ion binding; propionyl-CoA carboxylase activity.